Molecule: messenger RNA, 3301 nt
Organism: Porites evermanni
Lineage: Eukaryota; Metazoa; Cnidaria; Anthozoa; Scleractinia; Poritidae
Source: the annotation of a GenBank genome assembly
AUGUGCAUCUUGUUUCUCUACUUCUGUGACAAGCCGACUCCUAAUGGAUAUCGCCUUAUUAUGGCCUCGAACAGGGAUGAAUUUUACUUCAGACCAACGGCAAGAGCUGAUUUUUGGGAGGAAAACCCCAAUAUAAUUGCAGGUAUUUUUCGCUCUGUUCAGGCGCGAGAAAACAUUCGUUUUUUGUUUGUUUUGUUUGGUAGGUGUUAGCGGUGGUGGAUUCUGGGUGGGUGGGGAGUGGAAGUUGGUGGUUGUUUUUUACCCUUUUCUCUUCGCCUUUAUCAGCUGCAACUCAUAAUUAACGGAAAUCAAUCAUUAUAUUUCAAGUUUCAACGCCUUGGAUAGUUUUAUGAUCACACCAAGAGUCUCCUUAGUAGAAAGCGUAUGUAUGACACCGUAUAUUAACUGAGAAUGGAAAGUAUAUACAAAACUUAGAGACCAUGCAUGUGAAUGGUAGCCUGAGAAAAGAGCCGAUAUUUUGCGACGCUACCACUGGUUUCCCUGCCAAAUGACGUCUGAGAACCGAGCGCAGAAAUUCCAUACUGAUGACGCGUCACUACCCAGAUCUGGGUAGUGACGCGUCAUCAGUAUAAUAAUGAUAGACAAGUAUGGAAUUUCGGCGCUCGUUUCUCAGACGUCACUUGGCGGGAAAACCAGUGGUGGCGUCGCCAAAUGUCUGCUGUUUUCUCAGGCUUUGUGAAUGGUUACAUUACUUCUUAUAUCAUGUUUGGUUGUCAUUAGACUCAAUCCGGAAUUUUUUAAUCAAAAUAAAAAAUUUUAAGUUUGGAAGAGAAAAGCCAUUUGUGAAAUUUAUUUGUUCCAAAAAUCAUAGGCAAUCUGUCUGUUCGUGUCUACACCCCAAAAGCUGGCAUAGUAACAAGAUGCAAACAUUUAUGUUUUUCAUUAUUCAUUUCCUUUUUCAGGGAUAGACCUGGAACCAGGCAAAGAGGGCGGAACAUGGCUUGGAAUGAACAAAGAUGGAAAAUUUGGAGUGAUCACAAACUACAGACAAGCGCCAAAGUUUAUGAAUCGCCAGGCACUUGGGAGAGGCCACCUCGUGCCAGAUUUUUUAAAGGGCGAUAGUACUGUAAAGGAUUACCUUCAAGAUGUUAAUAACGCAGGUGACAACUAUAAUGGUUUCAAUCUCUUGGUGGGCAAAUUAUCUCUCACUGAAGAGUCCAGGGUGGGAUGGUAUUGUAACAUUGAAGAGAGAGUCAUUACGAUGCUGAGGCCUGGAAUUCAUGUCUUGUCCAAUAAGGUGCUGAACUGUCCCUGGCCAAAGAUGGUGUAUGGAAAAGAAAGGUUUGGUAACAUUCUAAAUGAGGCCAGCACCAAACAAGAGCUUAUCGAUAAGCUGAUCGAGAUGCUUAAUAUGCGUGAGAGGUAAGUUAAAUAAACUAGUAAUAACCAAGGUUUAGGGAGUGCGGGCGACAACGAUCGAAGGUCCAAAGGCUUUGGCUCCAACGCUGUGCUUUGCGCAAGUUUUACGUGAUAGAUGGUCGAAACACGCGUGAUGAGGUUACGAGGGGUAGAAGGUCAAAACGCGCGUGAUCAAAAUAAUUGGGUUCUGUGAAUUUAAUUUAUUCUUAGUGGACGUCCAAACGAAUGCUGGCUACUUACAUGUGACGCACACGUAAUAACAACCCGGAGGCUAGGAUUGCGGGCUCCUCUUGUCGCCGGCAAUAAAAUAGAAAUAGAAGAUUGACGUCACGUUAUCAUGGUAGCAAAAUUUCUAGAUCUCAACAAUCUUUCUUGAGAGAGACGGUCAUUUAUGCAAAAUUUUCUUUUGUUUCAACAAAUUGGCACUGCUACUGGCCACGUGAGUGAAAACGCUCUAUGUAAAGCAAGCCCUUAAACAUCUGUAAAUAAGACCACAUUACUAAGGCAAUGUGACUUCACACUAUACCAGAUACCUUUUCUUUCCGACACGAAAAGCUCGAAACUCACACACCUCUGUGGCUUCUGAUUGGACGCAUCAUUUUUCUCACACGUGAAAAAACAUCGUUCGCGAUUCUGAUUGGACGUAUCAUUUUUUUUUUCACGUGUGAGAACCAUCGUUCCCUCCUCUGAUUGGCUAGAACUAAUUUGCGUACGAAAAUUUACGACAUACCUUUUUGGUAAGUAUUUCUUAGUAUGUACAUAAUAAGUGAAUAUCCACUUUGAAAUGGGCGAGGCACAGUUUGCACCGCGCGGAAAUCACCAUUCCUAGGUGUGAACAGAAGACAUAUCAGGUAUAGUUUUCGUGCCGACGCAAAAGCCAUUCGUUAGGGUGUGAACAUACUUUAACACUACUAUACUAUAUUGCAGAUCUUUUAUUUGUGGAGAUGCUAACAGCUUUAUCGGAGGGGUUCUGGUUCUAGUACUGUACUCAAAACAACUACGCACGUCUAGCUAGAAGCAGCUGAUAUUUCUCUUUGUUAUACCUUGAUCCAUUUGUACAAGUUAAUUGGAAUCAAAGUAAGCUCGUCGUUUACCUGCCUACGUGCCGAUGUCUCCUAUUUCCUUGUGCACGCGGUUCGCGUGCAAUCAAGGAAAUAGGAGACGCAAAUGCUAUAGUUUGUUUGUCUUGUUUUUUGUUUGUUUGUUUGCGUUUUGGUACCGCUCUCUUCUUUUCUCGCCAUAUUUGUCCAAUAGAGAACAUGCGGCCGCAAAAGAAAACAUGAUUUUGGGUUAUGCUUCUAAAAAUAGAAAAAAACGCUAUGCCUCUUUAAAGGAGAAUGAAGGCCAGAUCGAUUUGUCUGAAACCGGUCAAGACCAUGACAUGCUCCCGGUUCGAAGAAGUACAUUUACAGUGUACAGCACCAUGGCCAGUUCGUAUAGGUAUCAUACGUAUCCAACGUUUCGCGAUCGGUUUUUUAGAAACAAUAACAAGUAAAAUUAAGUAUGUAUAACAAAGAAUAUUAUUGUACCAAUUUCAGUAGAGUUAUCAUCCUCAUAUUGGGAGAGUGAGUAAACAUCAUGGACAGACAUUUCACUCACUGCUUGAUUCUGAGUUAGGGUGUUCAAUUGUUUUGGCACACGGCAAGUGGCACGCUUUCGAAUCGGAAAGCGAGCUUGCGUUUGGAGGUAUAACGAGGAGUAUUUACUAUAUUUAUUAUAUUGUACUUUUAGAACAAAUACAGUGGUGUUAGUAGAUGCAACAGGUCACGCCACAUACGUGGAACGCACAUUAGAGGAUGACGCAACAGACCCGGAUGAAGCCGAGUGGAGACUUAGUACCCAUGAGUUUGACAUCCAAGAUGAAUGUGGUUGCCAUGACGAAAAUCAUAAUAUCUCUGUUGUAUUUAACUCCAGUCUUUAG